Messenger RNA from Nilaparvata lugens (brown planthopper), 564 nucleotides. Its product is annotated as 1,5-anhydro-D-fructose reductase-like. The transcript has 3 exons. The coding region runs from base 1 to 354 and encodes 117 amino acids. The record is from RefSeq and is a predicted model, not a curated record. NCBI's taxonomy places the organism in Eukaryota, Metazoa, Arthropoda, Insecta, Hemiptera, Delphacidae. Gene Ontology annotation, molecular function: oxidoreductase activity.
AUGAAACUACGUCUGCCAACAAAUCGUGUGUGCUGUGAGCGCUGCUUUAACGUGCUGCCAAAAUUUAUACCGCAACUCAACCCAUUGACAGAUCCAGUUGUGUUAGAAAUUGCAAAGGCACAUGACAAGACGUCUGCUCAAGUUCUCCUCAGACAUUUGUUGCAGAAAAAUUUCGCAGUUAUUCCGAAAAGCUCAAAUCCUGAGCGAAUAAAACAAAACUUCCAGGUGUUCGACUUUGAACUAUCAAAGAAAGAAAUGGGUGAUUUGGAUGCUUUAGAUAGUGCAAACGACGGAAGGCUGUUCAAGUCAACCCUUUUCUCUGGAGCUGAUAAACAUCCAGAAUGCCCCUAUUAAUGCAUACAUGAAACUACGUCUGCCAACAAAGUCAGUCAAAUUGAUCUUCCAAAAAGUUAAUCAUCAUCCUCAUCUCAAGACAAGAAUGUCAAACAUUCAUUGGUUAUGAAUUUAAUGUUAUAUAAUAUGUUUGAAAAUAUUUUUAUAAAUGACAUGAUGUGUUAAUUGAUUAACUUGGUUCACAUGUAUGUAUUAGAGAUAAUAUAUAUU